AGGCGUCCUUCGUUCGCUCUGGCACGAGAAAAGUCGACUUCUUGUUCUUGAACAUCUUCUCUUCUCUUCCUUCUCUCUCUCUCUUUGAAGCUUCGCUCGUGCACGCAAGAGCUCCGCGCAACCGACCCAGCCAGGGGGACGAAGAGAUUGCUUACAUUUGAGGAAAGGGCAGGAGGUGACGGGGCGUGUUAGUUGUAUAGGACGGCGAUUGUUGAAGGACGAGGUGCGGGAAAGAGCGCCGGGUGGGAGGAGUUUGAAGCAGCAGCUGAAUUGGAUGCGGAACUGAGGAAUUUGUCUUCGCGUGUGGCGGUGGGGGAAUUGGGCAGCGGGAGAGGUGGAAGAGCGUGCGCUAUGUUAGAAUGUUGAGCAGCUUGUCGAUCUUGGGGUCGGUCGAAUGUGGAGAGCGUUUGGAGUGAAUCUGCAUUGAGUUCUCUUGGAUCUGGCUCGUUCAUUUUGGAGACUCGGACAAAAUUUUUUACAGGAUUCCUUUUUUGCACCUGCACGAGGUGUCGAGGGGUAUUAAGAGUUGUCCAUUGGGUGCGGAAUAUGGUACCAGUUUGCAGGGGAUCUGCAAACUCAAUGUAUAGCAUGGACGUUUGACUUUUCUGGCCGGUGGAAGUUUACAGCAGAGGUUUUGGUCUUUGGAAGCUUCUCGUCCGUUCGACGAAUUGCACCUCAAGAAUAUGGGCAAGAGGGUGAGGAUAUGUAUUGGGAUGGAGACAGGGGUGUGCGCGAACUGUAUUUUCUGUACCCAGUCGUCAGUAUAGGAACAGGUGAUUAUGUGGCACUUCUGAACGACAGAACAAGCUUACAGCCUCUUCUACAGAAAAUCAGUGUCACGGAAGUCAAAGUGGCUGAAGGCUGUGGAGAAUGUUAGUUCAUGAAAGGUAGCACAAGAAUAAGGCAGGAGGGUGGACAGGUAUUGCUUUCCGUUGAUGAUCUAAUAGCAGUUAAUUAACUGCCUCUUUACGAAGGGCUGUUCUGGCACAAAGUUUCUGUGGACACAAAAUGUUCAAAUAACUGAUUGGGAGAAAUUUAUGGAUGAGAGAGAAUAUCAGUUGGGUAGGAGAGUUUGAUCAAGCAGGAGCUAUCGUACUCAAUACUUUCUAUCAGCUUUUUCUCGGUUCCUCGCCGCAAGUUGUAUAUAAUACCGCUAGGGACCAUUUCGCAAUGAACCGACUGCCGCUUUCCACGGAGGAAGUUGUAGUAUGUUCAAUCUCUCUUGAACGACCUGCACGAACAGUUCCCGAAGUUAUCUGGCUUGGAGAAGUUGUCUUCGCUACGUUCUCUAAAGGGGUAGAGAAUAUCUGCGACACUUUACAAAAAGUGAUGCGAAGAUGGACCACCGACCUUAUUGUCCGGAGUGUUCUAGGACUCAUGGUCAUUGUCAACCCACGCUUGAACAGCAAUCAACAGACUCAUUUGACGCCAAUAUUAGCAAGAGUUGUAAACCAGUUUGUGUGGCAACGAUCUCUGGAUUUGAGAGUGUUGAGAGGCAUCGUCGCAUUGGCAUGUCCGAACCAAGAUACUGCACUUCUGUUUGGCUACCUGAUGGAGGUAAUUGCUGGUUUAGCACACCAUCCAUGUCAGGAAGAUGAUAUAAUGGAUCAGACUACGGCCUCGGAUUUAGAAUCACCUGCAGCAAGCUCUGUCGAUUCUUACGUGGAGGAGGCCAAAGUAGCCCACACUCUUACUCAAUUCUACUGUGUGGAGCCUAUAUAUGUAGCCGCCAUGCCUUGCGUGGUGAAGAAGGCAGUUUUGGGAGCUUUGAAUGGCGGGCUGGAUGUAGCACAUAACAACCCAAGUGGUUUACUUGUAUCAAAUCAACAAUCUCCCCCUAUAUGCUGCAUCACUUUGGAGCCUCUGCUCUGCCCGGACGGGUCGGUCACUGCUGAUGUAGUCGCUGUGGUCCAAAAAAGUCAAACAAUUGGGAAAGACCAUGCGUUCUUGUAUAGAGGGCGAGCAUUGCGAGACUGGCACGCACAUUCGACUGUCCCCACGAAUCCCGAUACACGUACCUUGGUUAAACCCACUGAGGUAUUUAGACUCUCAUAGCGCAAGCAAUCGUUCAACUUCUUUGACGACUCUCUUCACCAUCUACAGCAGGGAACCAAUACGAUUUCUAUAUCUGCAUUCUUGCGUAAUGUGUACCAUAUCCUAAAUUUGAGAGCAAAUGGCUUCUCCUUAGGAACUAGAAGUAACACAGAGCAUCAUCGCUCUCAUUUUUUACCUCAAACGUUGCACGUAGGAAUGAGGGUAAUUUAUAUAGGUUCUUACGGCAAAGUAGAUCAAUUUGAAGGAUUGUGGUAUUGAACAUGAGGAAUAGUCAUUAACCGAUACCAUAGGUACUAGAUUCAAAUUAAAAAUUGUAAAGAUAGAAGAUGGCUAAGUUGUCCAAAGGGCAGCCAAUUUGUAUACUGAUAAGCUGUAUAUUCUCGGAGCCGAUAUCACAGUAUUUGGGAAGUGGAGAUCUGUCCCAUUUACAGUUCCAUGACCACGGUCUCUUUAUAAACAUACGAAGUAUGAGUUUCAAAAGGCGGGUUGUGUGUAUCCCCAAGUAUGAUAUUUGUUUUGAUAUUUAUCGUGUGCAUCAUGAUUAUCGGUGUAGGGUUACUAUCGAUUAAUAUAUGUGAUACAUC
Marchantia polymorpha subsp. ruderalis is the source of this 2639-nucleotide messenger RNA. Lineage: Eukaryota; Viridiplantae; Streptophyta; Marchantiopsida; Marchantiales; Marchantiaceae. The record is from the annotation of a GenBank genome assembly.